ACGAAAUUGUUCCGAUUGUUCCGGAUCUUCAUAUCAUAGAACAAAUUCGAGGUGUUAAUGUGUAUGAUGCAAAGCAUAAGCAAGUGGUUAGCAAGAAGGUUAAGUAUGCUAACAGAUUUGGAAAAAUGAAAAAGGCUCUAAAUAUUGCACUAGAUCUUGGAUGUGAAGAAGAACUGAUAAAUAUGGUUAUACGAUUUAUUGAUCAGAAAAAAUCUAUAACUGAAAAUAUCAACAAUGAAAGUGCUCAACCUGAACAUAAGGUCAUAAUGGACCCUUUAGUUACUAAACAUUGUGGGCGUCCGCCAACUAAAAGGUUGAAAAGUUCAUCUGAACAUCAAGGUCAUAGAGAAUUGGCAUGUAAUCAGGCGAUUAACCUACAAGAUUCUAAUUUGAGACUGCCUUUCUCAAAUAUUAGUCCAAAUGGUAAUAAUGUUUUAGACAAUAAUGCAAAAGAAUUAU
Messenger RNA from Racocetra fulgida, 459 nucleotides. Lineage: Eukaryota; Fungi; Glomeromycota; Glomeromycetes; Diversisporales; Gigasporaceae. The record is from the annotation of a GenBank genome assembly.